Messenger RNA from Fraxinus pennsylvanica, 1062 nucleotides. NCBI's taxonomy places the organism in Eukaryota, Viridiplantae, Streptophyta, Magnoliopsida, Lamiales, Oleaceae. The record is from the annotation of a GenBank genome assembly.
AUGGCAGCCUCUGGUGCGUCCUCCACUAUCAAAAUCCUCUCAAUUUAUUCCCAAGAACUCGACCACCCCACCACCACCACCCCUUCUUCUCUCCUCUUCAGGUCAUGCACCGCAAGAAAACCACUUUUCUUUACUUCCGCUAAAACUUUCUCGAUUUACCCUCUUGUGCUACAGUGUAGCAGUGUGUCUGAUAAUGGGCGCUUCUCGAAAUCACUUGUGGCGGCGGCUUUGGCUACUGAAGCUGAGGUGGAGGAGGAGGCCGUGGAACAGCAGGAAACUGAUGGUGGGGGUGUUGCUGUUGUUACAAAGCCCAAGAAAGGCAAGGCUGCCUUGCCUUUGAAGAGGGACAGAACAAGAUCCAAGAGAUUUUUGGAAAUUCAAAAAUUGAGAGAAAACAAAAUGGAUUAUGACUUGAAAACGGCAAUAUCAUUGCUCAAGCAAUCGGCGAGCACAAAGUUUGUUGAAACGGCUGAAGCCCAUUUCCGCCUGAAUAUUGAUCCAAAAUAUAAUGACCAACAACUGAGGGCAACUGUUAAUUUGCCCAAAGGGACUGGUCAGACUGUUAAAGUUGCUGUUCUUACACAGGGUGAAAAGUUCGAUGAGGCGAAAAAUGCAGGAGCAGAUCUUGUUGGUGGGGAAGACUUGAUAGCACAGAUAAAAGGAGGAUUUAUGGAUUUUGACAAAUUAAUUGCGACGCCCGAUAUGAUGCCUAAGGUUGCGAGCCUCGGAAAAAUUUUAGGUCCAAGAGGACUAAUGCCAAAUCCAAAAGCUGGUACUGUAACUACAAACAUACCGCAGGCUAUAGAGGAAUUUAAGAAGGGGAAGGUCGAAUAUAGAGCUGAUAAAACGGGGAUUGUUCACUUGCCUUUUGGAAAGGUUGAUUUUUCAGAGGAAGAUCUCGUUAUAAACUUUAUUGCUGCUGUGAAAUCAGUAGAAGCAAACAAGCCAUCCGGAGCUAAAGGUGUGUACUGGAAAAGUGCCCAUAUAUGCUCAUCCAUGGGUCCAUCAAUCAGGUUAAACGUAAGGGAUAUGCUCGACUACAAGCCCUCAUCAACUGCUUAG